GCCGCGGGGCCGGCUCCCACGUCCCGCAGCCGUGUCGCCGCGCGCCCUCCCCUCGGGGCGGUCCCGCUCGGGGCUCGGCGCGGCUAGACGAGGGCCGGAGCCUGGCGGCGGCCCGAGGCCCGAGAUGGUGAUCUGCUGCGCGGCCGCGAACUGCUCCAACCGGCAGGGCAAGGGGGAGAAGCGCGCCGUCUCUUUCCACAGAUUCCCCCUAAAGGACUCAAAGCGGCUGAUGCAGUGGCUGAAGGCUGUUCAGAGGGAUAACUGGACCCCCACCAAGUACUCUUUCCUCUGCAGUGAGCACUUCACCAAAGACAGCUUCUCCAAGAGACUGGAGGACCAGCACCGCCUGCUCAAGCCCACGGCCGUGCCGUCCAUCUUCCACCUGGCGGAGAAGAAAAGGGGGGCUGGAGGCCAUGGCCGCCCCCGGAGAAGGGACACCGGGAGGGCCUCGGCAGGUCUGAGGGCACAGGCGAGUGACACCGCGGUAGGGAAGGCAGCUGCAGGGGCACCGUCGUCCUCAAGCGCAAGCCCAAUGGCCAAGCCAGAGCCCCGCAGGCUGAAGCGGGCCGUACCGCAGGGCCGAACUGCGGCCAGGGUCGCCCGGGAGACCGCUGGUCAGGAGUGGUCGCGGCAGCCUCCGGAAGGACGCGCGGAGGACGGUCCGGCCUCCGCCGCCACCUCCAGCAGCCAGGGAGAAGCCGGCACAGGGGCCGUGGAUGCUGGCGCCAAGGGCGCCAACCCCGCCGACGGCGGCCAGGUGGACAGGAGCGGCGUUUCCGCGGACGACUUCACGCCCCCGGGCUCCGGGGCCUGCAAGUUCAUCGGCUCGCUUCACUCCUAUAGCUUCUCCUCCAAGCAUGCCCGAGAGAAGCCGGCCGUCCCCCGGGAGCCUGUGGAGCGGAAGCGGCUGAGGAGAGACGCCGAGCCUGGCCACAGCGGGAGCAGCCCCGGGCCCGAGAAGGGGCCAGCACAGAGCCCUCCGCGCGCCUGCCCCUCCGCGAGCUCGUCGCUCACGGCCACACCGCAGAAGCCAGCCCAGGGCGCCUCGGCGCCUCCCACCGACGUGACCCCGAAGCCGGCAGCCGAGGCCGUCCAGAGCGAGCACAGCGACGCCAGCCCCAUGUCCAUCAACGAGGUCAUCCUGUCGGCGUCGGGCGCCUGCAAGCUCAUCGACUCACUGCACUCCUACUGCUUCUCCUCCCGCCAGAGCAAGAGCCAAGUGUGCUGCCUGCGGGAGCAGGUGGAGAAGAAGAACGGCGAGCUGCGGACCCUGCGCCAGAGGGUCAGCCGCUCGGACAGCCAGGUGCGCGAGCUGCGCCAGAAGCUGGACCAGCUGCGGAGGCUGAGCCUGCCUCACCUGAGCAGCCUGCUGCCCCCUGGCCGCGAGCCCCCCAGGAUGAGCCCCGUGGUAGAGCCGCUGUCCUGGAUGCUGGGCACCUGGCUAUCAGAGCCGCCGGGAGCCGGGACCUUCCCUACGCUGCAGCCCUUCCGGUACCUGGAGGAGGCUCACAUCUCGCACGUGGGCCAGCCCAUGCUCAACUUCUCGUUCAGCGCCUUCCACCCGGACACACGCAAGCCCAUGCACCGGGAGUGCGGCUUCAUCCGCCUGCAGCCGGACACCAACAAGGUGGCCUUCGUCAGCGCCCAGAACACAGGCAUCGUGGAGGUGGAGGAAGGCGAGGUGAACGGGCAGGAGCUGUGCAUCGCGUCCCACUCCAUCGCCAGGAUCUCCUUUGCCAAGGAGCCCCACGUGGAGCAGAUUACCCGAAAAUUCAGGCUGAAUUCCGAAGGCAAACUUGAACAGACAGUCUCCAUGGCAACCACUACGCAGCCCUUGACUCAACACCUGCACGUCACAUACAAGAAGGUGACCCCGUGACCCCGGGUGGAGCUGCCUGCCUGGGGACGCUGCACUGCAGGCGUGGGUGUGGCCACAGGUCGGGCACCGUGGGUCGAGGGUGUGGCCUCGGCUCCUGUAAUGACGUAGAGAAACCAAAUAAAAGGCCUUUAUUUUUA
Molecule: messenger RNA, 2016 nt
Organism: Capra hircus (goat)
Lineage: Eukaryota; Metazoa; Chordata; Mammalia; Artiodactyla; Bovidae
Gene: THAP4
Product: THAP domain containing 4
Exons: 6
Coding region: 125-1879 (584 amino acids)
Source: RefSeq, a predicted model, not a curated record